This is a messenger RNA of Camellia sinensis, 2451 nucleotides long. Its product is annotated as pentatricopeptide repeat-containing protein At5g56310. Gene Ontology annotation, molecular function: protein binding; RNA binding. Lineage: Eukaryota; Viridiplantae; Streptophyta; Magnoliopsida; Ericales; Theaceae. The record is from RefSeq and is a predicted model, not a curated record. Gene Ontology annotation, biological process: RNA modification.
AUUUUCCGUUUCAACCUACUUUCUUGGAUUUUUGUAGUAGUAUAGUUGAAGAAAAUUGGUGUACGUCGCUGAUCAGAUUUUGCCGCGCGAUUGACUGCGGGGAAAUCAAACCCCAACACUGGCAAACGACUUGCGUCUAUGGCUAACCCAACCCAACCCAAUGUUCCUCCCAAGAACACCCUCAUUCAGAAAUCUCUGUAUCCAUCAUCCACUUCUCUCCUACGCAACUUUUCCUCACCCAGACCCACCACCACCGUCGUCGUCGAACCCUCCACGCCUCUCUCUCCUCGCCGACAAAUGCACAUCAAUGCACCAACUCAAACAAAUCCACGCCCAAAUGGUCGUCUCAUCCCGCAUUCACGACAACUUCGCCGCAAGCCGAUUACUUUCCUUUUGCGCUCUUUCGGACACUGGUGAUCUCAAUUACGCUCUCAAGCUCUUUCACUAUACCCACGAACCCAAUUCUUUUAUGUGGAACACUCUCAUUAGAGCUCAUGCUAGUAGCUUAAAUCCUCGCGAAGCUGUGUUUCUUUACAUAAAGAUGCGAAGGCUUGGUGUUAUUCCGGGUAAGCACACCUUCCCUUUUCUUCUCAAGGCGUGUUCUGGUUUGCUGUCGCUUGAAACUUGUAAACAAGUGCAUUCCCAUGUUUUGAAAUUUGGGUUGGACUUGGAUUUGCAUGUUGUUAAUGGGUUGGUCAGGGGUUACUCUGUUUCGAGCGAUUUGAAUUGUGCCCGCCAAGUGUUUGAAGAAGCUCCGGAGAGAAAUUUGAGUAUUUGGACGACAAUGGUAUGCGGGUAUGCGCAAAACUUUUGUGCCAAUGAGGCAUUGGAGUUGUUUGGUCAAAUGAUUGCUGAUGGGUUUGAACCCAAUGGGGUAACUUUGGCUUCUGUGUUGUCAGCUUGUGCUCGGUCGGGAUGUUUGGAUAUGGGUGAAAGGAUUCAUGUGUUUAUGGAAGAGAAAGGGAUUGAUGUGGGAGUCAUUCUCGGCACAGCAUUGGUUCACAUGUAUGCGAAGAAUGGAGCAAUUUUCAUGGCUAGAAAGUGUUUCAAGAGCAUGGUUGAGAGGAACAUUGCAACGUGGAAUGCAAUGAUUUGUGGAUUGGCCGCCCAUGGACAUGCGGAAGAAGCACUUGAUCUAUUUCAGAAGCUAGAGAGAGACCAGGUUGUGCCAAAUGAUAUCUCAUUUGUUGGGGUUUUGUCUGCUUGUUGCCAUGCUGGCUUGAUUGAUCUUGGUCGUGAAAUCUUUUAUUCCAUGAAAGGGGUGUAUGGAAUUGAGCCCAAGAUAGAGCACUAUGGCUGUAUGGUUGAUCUUCUUGGGCGAUGUGGGAGGCUACUAGAGGCUGAGGAGCUAAUUAAAGUAAUGGUGUGGAAAGCUGACAUAGUGAUUUGGGGAGCUCUGUUGGCAGCUUGUAAGAACCAUGGUGAUAUUGAUGUUGCAGAACGGGUGGUGAAAGAAAUUAUUGAUUUGGAACCUCAUAAUCACGGGGUUUAUGUUGUUUUGUCUAACAUGUAUGCAGAGGCUGGACGAUGGGAGGAUGUUUCAAGGUUGAGGAAGGUGAUGAAAGAAGUUAAGUUGAAGAAAACACCCGGAUGGAGCCUUGUGGAUGGUGAUACUUAAUCUUGUUUAUAUGCAUACCACAUAAGACCCAUUUGAACAAUUAACAGUCCUAACGAAAGAAUAGUUGAAUACAAACGAUGAUGAAGAGGUGGUCUGGACUCUAAUUUAUUGAAAGUGGAAACAUGAUUUGUUAUUCCAUUCUAAUUUUGCCUACAUAGAAGUCAAAUUUUUUGCUGAAAGUUUGCAUUUGCAAGUUUGCAUGAACUAUUUGUUGGAAUCACCAGUUAUGCCAAAGUUCUUGGAUUCUGUAAUUCGUUUACCUGAUUUUCUGUGAUGGUGGUAGAUGAAAGGUGUAUACCAUUGAUAACUUACCUUGGCAUGUUUGGUCUUCUACAUUUGCCCGAGAUGGAAACUUGGAAAAGCUGAGAACUGCUGGAAUGGGUCAAUAUUUGUUUGUGAACACUAAAUUAUCUUCAAGAAAUGCUUCUUUGAUUCAUAACAGGGAAAGCACUAUAUCAGAUAAUUUGUUAGUCUCACUACUGGCAAGCUUUCGACAAGAUAAAACCAACUUAUACAAAAAGAUGGUGGUUUCUUCAUUUCAGUUUCUUCUUUCUCAUGUGAAAUGUUUUGCAAAAGUGUUUUGAGAUCUGAAGUUUUGAGACAUGUAAAUCAUGUGUUAACUGUUGUAAUGAACUUAAAAAAUCAACACGUAGUUAUCUGAUCAAUUGUGAGAGUUGAAGUGGUUCAAUAUUGCAACUCGGUGGUUCCUUCAUGAUUGGCAUGGAAUUGGUGUUGAAAGUGUCUUGUAUCUGCAUUUGGCAAGUGUUGUUUUCAGUGGUUCGUGAUUGCAUGGGGUUGGUGUUGAAAAUGUGCUAUAUAAUUGUUUUCUUUUC